This is a messenger RNA of Saccharomyces kudriavzevii IFO 1802, 2037 nucleotides long. It is a transcript of the gene SUP35, whose product is annotated as translation termination factor GTPase eRF3. The transcript has a single exon. The record is from RefSeq and is a predicted model, not a curated record. Gene Ontology annotation, cellular component: translation release factor complex. Gene Ontology annotation, molecular function: GTP binding; GTPase activity; translation release factor activity. Gene Ontology annotation, biological process: translation; nuclear-transcribed mRNA catabolic process, deadenylation-dependent decay; translational termination. NCBI's taxonomy places the organism in Eukaryota, Fungi, Ascomycota, Saccharomycetes, Saccharomycetales, Saccharomycetaceae. The coding region runs from base 1 to 2037 and encodes 678 amino acids.
AUGUCAGAUCCAAAUCAAGGUAACAAUCAACAACAAUACGGUCAAAAUCCUAACCAACAGCAAGGCAAUAACAAGUACCAAGGUUAUCAAGCUUACAAUGCUCAAGCCCAACCUGCAAACGGCUACUAUCAAAACUACCAAGGAUUUGCCGGCUAUCAACAAGGCGGCUACCAACAGUAUGACCGAGACGCCGGUAGUCAGCAACAAUACAACCCACAAGGUGGCUAUCAACAGUACCCCCCACAGGAAGGUUACCAACAACAGUCCAAUCCACAAGGUGGUCGUGGUAAUUACAAAAGCUUCAACUAUAACAACAAUGUUCAAGGGUAUCAAGCUGGCUUCCAACCGCAAUCUCAAGGUAUGUCUCUGAACGACUUCCAAAAGCAACAAAAGCAAACUGCUCCUAAGCCAAAGAAGACUUUGAAGCUUGUUUCAAGCUCUGGUAUCAAGUUAGCUAAUGCUACGAAGAAGGUCAGCACAAAGCCUGCCGAAACCGAAAAGAAAGAGGAAGACAAGCCUGUCAAAACCGAGGAACAAAUCAAGGUCGAAGAACCAAUUAAAGAAGAGAAAAAAGCAGUCAAGACUGAGGAAAAGAAAGAGGUAGAAUCUGAACUACCAAGGGUCGAAGACUUGAAGAUAUCCGAAUCGACUGAUAAUAGCAAUACUGCUAACGUCACAAGUGCAGACACUUUGAUAAAAGAACAAGAAGAAGAAGUUGAUGACGAAGUUGUUAAUGAUAUGUUUGGCGGUAAAGAUCACGUUUCUUUGAUUUUCAUGGGACAUGUUGAUGCUGGUAAGUCUACUAUGGGUGGUAAUCUGCUAUACUUGACUGGCUCCGUGGAUAAAAGAACAAUUGAAAAAUACGAAAGAGAAGCUAAGGAUGCUGGUAGGCAAGGUUGGUACUUGUCAUGGGUCAUGGAUACAAAUAAGGAAGAGAGAAACGACGGUAAGACCAUUGAAGUUGGUAAAGCUUAUUUCGAAACUGAGAAAAGACGUUAUACCAUUCUGGAUGCUCCUGGUCAUAAAAUGUACGUUUCCGAAAUGAUUGGUGGUGCUUCGCAAGCCGAUGUUGGUGUUUUAGUCAUAUCUGCCAGAAAGGGUGAAUAUGAAACCGGUUUCGAAAGAGGUGGCCAAACACGUGAACACGCCCUAUUGGCCAAGACCCAGGGUGUUAAUAAAAUGGUUGUUGUCGUAAAUAAGAUGGAUGAUGCAACCGUCAACUGGUCCAAAGAACGUUACGAUCAAUGUGUAGGUAAUGUUAGCAACUUUUUGAAAGCGAUUGGUUACAACAUCAAGACAGAUGUUGCGUUUAUGCCAGUAUCAGGUUACAGCGGUGCAAACUUGAAAAAUCGUGUAGAUCCAAAGGAGUGUUCAUGGUAUACCGGCCCAACUCUGUUGGAAUACCUGGACACAAUGAACCACGUCGAUCGUCAUGUCAAUGCUCCAUUCAUGUUGCCUAUUGCUGCUAAGAUGAAGGAUUUAGGUACCAUAGUUGAAGGCAAGAUCGAAUCCGGUCAUAUCAAGAAGGGUCAAUCCACCUUGUUGAUGCCUAACAAAACCUCAGUGGAAAUUCAAAACAUUUACAACGAAACUGAAAACGAAGUUGACAUGGCUAUGUGCGGUGAACAGGUUAAGUUGAGAAUUAAAGGAGUUGAAGAAGAAGACAUCUCUCCAGGGUUUGUGUUAACAUCACCAAAGAACCCUAUCAAAAGUGUUACCAAAUUUGUUGCCCAAAUUGCCAUUGUAGAGUUAAAGUCCAUUAUAGCUGCUGGGUUUUCAUGUGUCAUGCACGUUCAUACAGCCAUUGAAGAGGUUCAUAUUGUUAAAUUAUUGCACAAAUUAGAAAAGGGUAGCAAUCGUAAAUCGAAGAAGCCACCUGCUUUCGCUAAGAAAGGUAUGAAGGUUAUUGCUGUUUUAGAGACUGAAGCUCCAGUUUGUGUCGAAGCUUACCAAGAUUAUCCUCAAUUGGGUAGAUUCACUCUAAGAGAUCAAGGUACCACAAUCGCCAUCGGUAAAAUUGUUAAGAUUGCUGAAUAA